UAAAGUCAUAUUUUAUCUCUGAACUCGGUUAUAAUCUAUAAUUAUAAAAAUCUUAUUCAUUUAUAAAGAAUAAUCUUGACCUAAGUAAAAUAUUAAUUUUUACAAAAGCAAAAUGUUCAUUCUGAAACUUUUAGCUGUACUACUGAUUGGACUUUUUGCUAUUUAUUUGUGGGUAUUGCGACGAUUUAGGUAUUGGAAGAAUCUUGGAGUCCCUUGUCCAGCCGCCACAUUUCCCUAUGGUACCCUGCAGAUGGGUAAAGUGAGAGAGCACACAUCUCAAUCGAAUGCUCGAUACUAUCGACAAUUCAAAAAUAAGUCGCCAAUUUGUGGACUAUUUUUUACCAUCAAGCCUGCAAUCUUGGCUUUGGAUAUAAAUCUGAUUAAAAACAUUUUGAUCAAAGAUUUUUCUUCAUUUCAUGACCGUGGUGUUUAUUUUAAUGACAGGAUUGAUCCAUUAGCAGGUCACAUUUUCAAUUUAGAGGGCAAACGAUGGAAAACUUUACGUACUAAGCUAACGCCAACUUUUAGUACAGGAAAAAUGAAGUACAUGUUUCCCACGAUGGUGAAUGUAGGAAAAGAAUUUGUCCAAACAUUAAAAAACGAGUCAACGGAGGUUGAAAUGAAGGAGCUUUUAGCUAGAUUCACAACUGAUAUAAUUGGGAGAUGUGCCUUUGGAUUGGAAUGCAACAGUUUAAAAGAUCCUAAUGCGCAGUUUCGCGAAAUGGGAAAAAAAGUUUUUGAGCAGCCCAGAAAUAACAGAUUUAAGCAAUUUCUUGUCAUUUCGUACAAAGAGGCAGGUCGAUUUUUUAACAUUAAAACAGUGAGAGAAGAUGUGUCAAAAUUUUUCAUGAAAGUCGUGAAAGAUACAGUUGAGUACAGAGAAAAAAAUUCCAUAAAGCAACAUGACUUUAUGGACCUCCUAAUAAACUUGAAGAACAGCUCUAAUGAAAAUGAACGUCUUAGUUUAAAUGAAAUCGCAGCUCAAGCAUUCGUCUUUUUUCUCGCUGGUUUCGAGACAUCUUCAACAGCUAUGUCCUAUGCUCUGUACGAAUUAGCACAGAAUCAAGAUAUGCAAGAUAAGGCUCGAAAAUCAGUAACUGAUGUACUUGUUAAGUAUAAUGGAGAAAUAAGCUAUGAAUCAGUCAACGAGAUGAGUUACAUCGAUCAUUGUAUUAAUGAAUCGUUACGAAAAUAUCCUCCUGGCUCUAAUUUAAUCAGAGAAUGUACCAAGGACUAUCAUAUAGAAAAGAUAAACUAUACAAUUAAAAAAGGUAUGUUGAUAAUGAUACCAGUUUAUGCUAUUCACCACGAUCCAGAAUUUUAUGAAAGUCCCGAAGUCUAUAUGCCAGAGAGAUUUGAGCCAGAAAAAGCAAAACAACGUGAUUCAAUUACAUUUAUUCCAUUUGGGGAAGGUCCAAGAAUUUGCAUCGGACUACGGUUCGGAAUGCUACAGGCGAAAAUUGGACUGGCGAUGCUGUUAAAAAGCUUUAGGUUCUCCUUGAGUUCAAAAACAGAAGUACCUCUUGUAUUCAAUCCCAAGAGCCUUGUGUUAUCUCCUCUAAAUCCUUUAUGGUUAAACCUAGAAACCUUAAAUUAAUUUUGAAGGCUGCAAUUUCUAAAUUGUGAUAGUUUUUGGGAUAAAAGAUUGUGAAAAGGCGGUUUUCAAUAUAUUUAGAUCUAUUAUAAGUAAACAAAAGCUUCAGAAAAAUUUAUGUUAUUUUCAAUUUAACAUUCUGUUUUAAAUAGAUACAAGCUAAAUAAUAAACUGUUAACUAAUUCAUAAAUAAAAUAGAUGCCAUCUGUGUUUUGAAAAAUAAAAUGCAAAAUUUGCGAAGCAAGCUUUCGAUACAAGAAUCUCAGUAAGGUUUAAGAGAAUUUUUAUAAAAAAAAAAUCAAAAUUGAAGAG
Culicoides brevitarsis is the source of this 1906-nucleotide messenger RNA. RefSeq names its product cytochrome P450 6A1-like. The transcript is spliced from 3 exons. Gene Ontology annotation, molecular function: iron ion binding; monooxygenase activity; oxidoreductase activity, acting on paired donors, with incorporation or reduction of molecular oxygen. NCBI's taxonomy places the organism in Eukaryota, Metazoa, Arthropoda, Insecta, Diptera, Ceratopogonidae. The record is from RefSeq and is a predicted model, not a curated record. The coding region runs from base 113 to 1597 and encodes 494 amino acids.